This is a messenger RNA of Chinchilla lanigera (long-tailed chinchilla), 939 nucleotides long. RefSeq names its product olfactory receptor 7G2-like. NCBI's taxonomy places the organism in Eukaryota, Metazoa, Chordata, Mammalia, Rodentia, Chinchillidae. The coding region runs from base 1 to 939 and encodes 312 amino acids. Gene Ontology annotation, cellular component: membrane. The record is from RefSeq and is a predicted model, not a curated record. Gene Ontology annotation, molecular function: olfactory receptor activity; G protein-coupled receptor activity. The transcript has a single exon. Gene Ontology annotation, biological process: G protein-coupled receptor signaling pathway.
AUGGAAGCUCGAAAUCAAACAGCUAUUUCAGGAUUCCUUCUCCUGGGACUGACAGAUGACCCACACCUGCAGCCCCUCGUCUUCAGCCUGUUCCUGUCCAUGUACCUGGUCACCAUCCUGGGAAACCUGCUCAUCAUCCUGGCUGUGAGCUGUGACUCCCACCUGCGCACCCCUGUGUACUUCUUCCUCUCCAGUCUGUCCCUUAAUGACAUCUGUUUAAGCACCACCACUGUCCCACAUAUGCUAGUGAACAUGCAAACACGGGAUCAGAGCAUCUCUUACACAGGCUGCCUUGCUCAGAUCGGUUUAGUCUUGGUUUUUGGUGGUUUGGAAAACUGUCUCCUUGCAGCGAUGGCCUAUGACCGCUAUGUGGCCAUCUGCCAUCCACUUAGCUACACGGUCAUCAUGAACACCCACGUGUGUGUUUUACUGAUUCUCUUCUCCUUGGCCAUUAGCAGUGUGGAUGGGCUGCUCCACAGUCUGAUGAUGCUGAGGCUGUCCUUCUGCGCAGAGCUGAGAAUCUUGCACUUCUUCUGCGAACUUGCUCAGAUUAUCAGGCUCACUUGUUCGGAUACCUUCAUUGAUAACAUAGUAAUAUACGUGGCAGCUUGCAUCUUUGUUGGUGUUCCUGUGUUUGGAAUCAUGUUUUCUUAUACUCACAUUAUGUUAUCUAUCUUGAGAAUGCCAUCAACAGAAAGGAAGUAUAAGGCUUUUUCUACCUGCGGGUCUCAUCUGUCAGUUGUCUCCUUGUUUUAUGGGACUGCUGUUGGGGUGUACAUUAGCUCUGCAGUGACAGAUUCACCCAGAAAGACAGCAGUGGCUUCAUUGAUGUAUUCUGUGGUUCUUCAAAUGCUGAAUCCCUUUAUCUACAGUCUGAGGAAUGGUGACAUGAAGAAAGCUUUGUGGAAACUUACCGGUAGGAUAACUUCUCUUCUAUAA